CUUCCCGUUGACCAGGCUCGGUUGAGAAGUGCGGUUGGAGUGUGAGAGGGUCGCGGCCGAGGCUGACUGAUGGUCUUACAGAUGAAAUAGAGAAAAUAGAGAAAGAGAAGACGGGCGUCCUCCUCCUUCAGAAAACCAUGUUCCCCAAAGGCAAAGUGUCCGCUGUGCCGUCGGAUGGCCAAGCACGGGAAAAGUAAGUUUUAAAACAUAUGUCUUACCUAAUGCAAAUUGUUUCCCCCCUCGGGUUUGUGGUUUGCUGGACAGCUGAAUUCAAGGAGCGAAUUUCCUCAUACGAGGAUGGAAUUGAAUGAACCGCCUUGUCUGCUCGCCAUUCCUUCAUUACCCUAGCUUCGGCGUAUUAUUAUUCCUGGGCCUCAUUACUGAACGUAAAUUAGUGUUUGUAUUUGCAAUUCAGCGUCUAAAUCGUUUGUAUUAUUUUUACGGAAAACGUGAAAUGAGUAGCGAAAAAAAAAUAGCACCGUCCAAUUUGGCUUUACGUCGUUUCUCUGUUGCAUUAAUUGAUACAGUUUUGCUUCCCCUAGUGCUUCGGUUGCUACUUUGUUUCAGUUCGCUGCUACGAGGGCAGUCACCAACUCAAUCUCAUUUAUCGAUUGUUAAUAACGCGUUUUCUUCUUGGUUACAAUGUUUCCUAUUGUAUAUGUUUGGAAAGCCAUUGUGCGAAAGGCCUUUUGGAGUCGGGGGUUUAUGCAAACGCCUGAAUGAAAAUUAAUGUCUGUCGAUCAUGUACCCUAAAGUGUAAUAAAUAUUAUUUGAUUAGAGACCCAAACACCCAUUAGGCCAACUUGUAUUUACCCCAGUUUGUGUAUAGACUAGGCUACUAUACUGUGUCUGCGUCCUAAUAGAGCCAAAGUAGGCUAGUUUAGAGUUUGCUAAACUGUGUAGUUCUAGAACACUUGGUUUUUAUGCCUUUUAUAUUGUUCAAACUGUAGUUUAUUUUGUUCACAGGUUAGCUUUAUACGUCUAUGAAUAUUUGUUACACAUAGGAGCACAGAAGUCAGCACAGACCUUUUUAUCAGAGGUGAGUAUCCUACUACUGGCCUAUCCAUGUGACCGAACUUCAAUAACAAACGCAUUACCAUUUGAAUAAAUUAAUUUCAUUGUAAAAAAGUAGGCCCUAUUGUUCAUGCACAAUUGUUUUAUUCUCCACUUUCCAGAUAAGAUGGGAAAAGAACAUCACACUCGGGGAACCCCCUGGGUUCCUACACUCUUGGUGGUGGUAAGUGUUCCGUAUGUCACUGUUAACAAUACAACAUGUUGUACCAUGUACAGUAUUCAGUUGCUUUAUGACUUGUGUGUCUUGUCCACAGUGUAUUUUGGGACCUAUAUUGUGCCGCCCCAGAGAGAAGAGAGACAUGUGAUCAUUCCAGUGAAGCGAAGGCCUUCCAUGAUUAUGUGAGUUCUGCUCCUCCUCAUGAGACUUCCUGCUGCACAUGUUGCUGGGGUUCUGCUGAAGAGCCUGGGGCCGUAUUUACAAAGUGUCUCAGAGUAGGAGUGCUGAUCUAGGAUCAGGUCCCCUCCUGUCCAUAUAAUUGUAUUGAAGAUUAUCUAAAAGGGGAAACUGGUCCUAGAUCGGCACUCCUACUCUGAGUCCCUUUAUGAAUACGGACCCUGGUUUCCUUUGUGCCUACAUUCUCAAAUGUAGAAUGAGAUUGCACCCAGAUGGGCCUCAGCCCAGCUUGCGUAAUAAAAAAUCAAAUAAAUCCAUCAGUACCUUUUUGUUGUUGAUGUAGACCUAUUAAACAGACCUAUCUUCCUUGUUACACUUCAUACAGUUUUGAUGCCAUGUGUACUGGCAAUGGAGAGGUGUUCUUCUGUUUGUUUCUUGGGGCAUGCCUUCUACGCUUAAUUUAAAUGGACCCCCCUGUAAUUUUCACAGAAACUACUUUGUCACACAUUUUUCCCCCCAACACUUUCCCUUGCUGACACUACUAUUGCUAAACUUUUUUAGAUACUUUAGGAUGAUUUGGACAUGUUGUGGUGUGAGAAUGUAAAUGGGGACCUUGCAUCAACCUCAUCAUAGUGUGGAUAUAUAUAUAUAUAUAUAUAUAUAUAUAUAGUGACGUGCAAUGCCAUUUUGUUUCAAUAUUUGAUUUAUUUAAUUAAAAUAAAUCACCUAGACUUUAGCUUUUAAGAGUUUAUUACAAAAAAAUGUCAAAAUAAAAUAGAUUUUAACACAUCUUCGUGGGCCUAGUUACCCCAUUGGGGGUUGGCAGUUACUCCGGGGCUUGGGAAAAAUGCCCCUUUUUUGAAAACAACGUUUCAUUAAAUAACUAAAGUGUAAACUGUAGCCAUUUAUUUCCCUUCAUAGUUUGUUUGCCUAAGCAUGACCAUCAUCCACAUUUCUCUUUUUACCAAACUUUGCUUUUGUGUCAGCAAUUGGACAUUGUUUUUAGGGGGGCUAGUUACCCCAUGCACCUUACACUCCUGCUUAUAGAUGUGUCCAAUAAUAAAUGCUUAUUUUUGUUUAACGUUCCAAAGUGUGUCCUAAUGAACACGAUCCAGCUUUCCCUUUGUUGUGGCCAGUCACUGUUGCACAAUGUCCAAGAGCUGAGAUGGGUUCAUAUUCUCAACUAUCUUGAGGAUGGUAGUGGCCAAGAGUUGUUAUUUUGAACUCUAGAUGAACCCAUCUCCAUCUUGUGCUACAUUGGGCUUUUUUCCUGAGCUAACAGGAUAGUAGUACUCCAUUUGAACUGAAAUUUACAGAGCCUGUGCUUUUAAAGAUUCUUCCGUUCAAAUAGAUUAUUUUUCCCAAAACGGAUGCACAGCGCUUGUGGCCUAUCACUGAACUUGGCUCUUGCAUAUCGACAAUUUGCAUACGGUCUUUGCAUGUUCAGAACACUAUGCAUAUGGGGAAAUGGCUUUUCCUAUCUCGUACUACUGCUGGUCAGGUCAGUCUGCCCCAGGACAGGCAGUCAGAAACCCCAUUGGGAGCAUCCAAAUAACAUCCCAAUUAUCUCCUCUUCCUCCAAAAGUGUGCACUUGUUCACUUCCCUUUACUGAUUUGAAAAGAAAUGACUGGUAUAAGAAAUUUGGUGGAUAGUAAACUAUUACUAGCCCAUGCCUCCACCAAGCCCGUGCUGAAGAUGUCUACAUCGGUCCGCUAAUACAGGACUAGUAAAGGCCCAGUGCACUACUUUUGUCAAAACAUUUAAACUAAAUGUAUACUGAAGAAAAUAUAAACACAUGCAACAAUUUUUAAGAUUUUACUGAGUUACGGUUCUUAUAAUAAGUCAUAUAAUAAUUCAUUAUGCCCUAAUCUAUGGAUUUCACGACUGGGCAAGAGCGCAGCCAUGGGUCGGGUUGGACCCACUAGGGAGCCAGGCCCAGCCAAUCAGAAUGAGUUUACUCCACAAAAGGGCUUUGUUGUAGACAGAAAUACUCCUCAGCAACCCAUCAGACGAUCCCGCAGGUAAAGAAGUCUGAUUUGGAGGUCCUUGGCUGGCAUUGUUACACGUGGUCUGCGGUUGUGAGGCCGGUUGGACGUACUGCCAAAUUCUCUAAAACGACAUUGAAGGCGGCUUAUGGUAGAGAAAUGAAUAUUCAAUUCCUGCAGUCAGCAUGCCAAUUCCACACUCCCUCAGCUUGAGACAUCUGGUAUUGUGGUGUGACAAAACUGCACAUUUGAGUGGCAUUUUGUCCCCAGCAUAAGGUGCACCUGUGUAAUGAUCAUGCUGUUUAAUCAGUUGCUUGAUAUGCCACACCUGUCAGUUGGAUGGAUUAUCGGGCAAAGGAGAAAUGCUCACGAACAGGGAUGUAAACAAAUUUGUGCACAAUUUAAGAGAAAUGAUUUUUUGUGCGUAUGGAACAUUUCAGGGAUCUUUUAUUUAAGCUCAUGAAACAUGGGACCAACACUUUACAUGUUGUGUUUAUAUUUUUGUUACGUAUAUUUGUAUUUGAGUGUUUAACCAGCAUUUGUAACUUGAGUCUGAUAAUUAUGUGUACAAAAUAGUUAAUCUGAUAAUACUUGUGGAGUAUAAAAAUACUUGCUUGAUGUUUUCCAAUUUCCUGAAAUACUUUGCAAAUGCAACUUAUUUCUGUGUAAGCUGAAAUGGUCUAUUCUUUUUUACAUUUUAGUAUAUGCUCUUAUUCAGAGCAACUUACAGUAGUGAGUGCAUACUUUUUCAUACUUGUCCCCCGUGGGAAUCGAACCCACAACCCUAGCGUUGCAAGCGCCAUGCUCUACCAACUGAGCCACAUAUCACAAACCACUUGAUGUCUCAAUGUACUUAAUUACUGUAUUGUGCAUUGUUUUUCUUCAUGGUGAUGGAAUGUCUACAGGUACCAAACCUAGAUGACUAGCCUAUGGAAAAUACAAUAAUUUACAUUUAAGUGAUUUGUAAGGAUGGUAAAUUAAUACUGCACAGAAAGUGGUUGUUUUCCAUGUUAUUUGAUCAAGAAAAAUAUUUAUAUUUAUAUAAAUAUUUAUUGCGGAUAACCAUGGAGGCACAGAGCGGAGCUAUCUCUGCCAUUUCUUUCACCGGACGGACCUCGUCUUAGUUAUGCUAGCUACUUAUUUCUGAUCAAAACCUGAUUAGACAUGUAAUUAUGUUAUCUGACAUUUUUUCCCCCCUCCAAAACAGUUAUUUUAGCAAAAUUACCAUUACUUAGCAUAUUAUUUCAAAUGAAAGUAAGCCUGUACAUUUAGAUUUUCUUUAUAUAAUGUGGCGCUUUUUCCAAAGUACAAUCCACAUUAGUACUAAAGCUAAUUUACCAUAAUUUGAUUAUAGUAUAAUCUAGUUUUCAGAAUUUAAGUAAAUAGAAUUGUUUUCAUAUUUAUAUGGCAGAAACGACUGCCAUUUAAAGGGGAAGUACACACACAUUUUAAAUAUAUAUAUAUAUAUAUAUAUCUCCUAUAGGUUUUUGGCUGGUGUCAAAAUGACCCCAAAGGACUUAACAAGUCCAUAUUGAUACAGAAACACUAAACAAUUAUUUAAAUUAGUUAAGAACAAGUUCAUUUGACAAAGUCAUGAACAUUUUAAAGAAUAGAAUUAACCACCUUUGGGCUAUAAUCUAAAAGAUGUCCCCAGUCGGUAGCUUGAGGGAUAAACUAGUCGACUGUUAUGUCUAUGGUGAUAUUGGGAGAUGGGAUCCCUGUGAAUCGAUGUUGGUUCUUUUUGUGUUCAUCUUAGGCUAGUACAUGUAUACAUGGACAGUGAGGUCAGUGCUCUCUCUUUGUUUGCGUGGGCCAAGGCUUUCUCUCUCUCUCCGCUCUCUCUGUGUGUUUUGCAUACAGUAGGCCUAGGAUUUCUGUCUUUCGUUCUCCCUGUAUCUUUCUCCCUCCAUGGCCAGUAGUCCCAGGGCUGUCUUUGUCUCUGUGGGGGGAGGUGGCUGGGCUACUAGCAGGCAGGGAAGCAGCGAUGCAUCGCGGCUCGUAAAGCGCAGGGCCCUCCCUCCCUGGCGUGUUCACGCCUGGUCUGAUUGAUGCUCCCUCGGGGCCCCCGUCUCCAUGGUGUCAGCCGCUGAUUGAUGGCUGUCAGGGAGCUGAGGGACCGACUAGAAAAGGGGAGUGGUCACCGUGGCAUAUGCCUGGCAACCAAGGGAAGAGCAGAGAGAAUAUGGGAAAGGGGAGGGUGGAUGGGGAGUGGUAGAGGAGCGCUUGAGAUGCCUCUUCUCCUCUGGGUCCUACUGCUAGACCUUUUCACCACCAGGGACUAGGAAGAGAAGGCUAUGAAAACAAAGCCAUUUUCAUGGCGUUGGUGGAUGGUUGAACAUCGACUGACUUAGGCCCAGGCUUCUUUUUUAUAGCUUAGUUCAGGUGGAUGAAGUGAGAUGGUAAAGCAGUCCAGGGGCCAUAUGUAUCCCUAUUCAUUGUGAUGUAAAAGACAGCUGGUCCUAAAUCGGCACUCCAACUCCGAGACGCUUGAUACAUACGGCCCCAGGUCAGGUCAUGGACAGUGUUAGUUUUGUGUGGUCUCUCUCUGGCCCAGCCCCUUUUCUCCAAGCUGUGCUGCAUCCCGCUUGUUGCUUUCUGUCUCUACUCUCUACCUUCUCAGGGCUACCUUAGUCAACCACUUUCCUAUUUUUCUUUCUCCUCUCUGUCUGUUUUUGUACAGAAAGCACAACAGCUGCUGUGACCUCACACACACACACACACACACACACACACACACACACACACACACACACACACACACACACACACACACACACACACACAACCAGGGGGGUGGGUCUGUCAAAAAGAAGCCCUGUCUAGGAAAGGUUUAGAGAUGGGCCCCUGCCCCACCCCACUCAGCUGCCCUCCUCCUCAGCCCCUCAGGCAGCAGAGUCUGUGACAUCUGCCCCCUCCUGUACCAAAGCAUCAGUGAGCCUUGGCCCUCCUCUCCCGCAGCAGAACAGAGGCUCCAUCCCAAAUGGCACCCUAUUUCCUUUAUAGUGCAUUACUUUUCACCAGGGCCCUUAGGGAAUAUGCUGCCAUUUGGGGGGGACACAGAGCCACAGUUGAAUAUGCACAGCAGUGGGCUCUAGUACCAGAAAAUAAGGAUCAGAUGGAACAUGCCUGGAGACUUGCCAUGCACUCUGGUACAUUUCAGACCUAACAGUUAAUGUGUUAAGGUACAAGAGCAAUGUAGACUUGUUUUAGAACAUAAAUAUGACUGUUACCAUUUUGUAGUUACAGCUCUUUCUUAGGUGUAACACAAUAACAUCCCCAGAUAGUCCAGGAAAUGUGAACUCUCUAAUAUCCCUCCACAGCUACCAGCUACCUGACCUCAACUUCAUGCAUAGCAGUGCUUGAUCACACUAUUCUAUGACAACCAUACUAGUCUCCCAGAGAGACAUUUUAUCUAUAAGCCUCUGUAGGCUCAAGGCAAGGUUGUAUUCAUUAGGGCACGCUGUUGCAAAACAUUUUGCAACCAAACCCAGCAUUACCUAUUGGACAAAUUCAGGUUAGUCUCUCCACUCCCUGUUUCAGUCCAUUUUCUUCUGUUUGGUUCCCAGUGAACAGCCUAUGACCCAGAGGGGUAUACUACAAAGCAGGGUCACCAUGUUAGCCAGCUAACUUAGAUAAACAAAAAUAGUUUCUGGGUCAUUAAUUAAUCUAAAUUUGAAUAUGGGUUGUUGUUUGAAACAACUGAAUCAAUCCAUGUCCAUUUUUAGCAUAAUCUUCUUAGAAAUGUGACAUUAAUUCUGAACAUUCAAGCAAGUUGGCUGGCUAACUCAUUGAUCCUGCUUUGUGACAUACCCCCCAGGUGUCCUAGAGUUGAAGGAUGCCCCUUGAACGUAGCUAACUGUUGUGUCAGUGUGUUCCAGUAACAGCUGAGCUGGGUGAUGCCUGAUCCUGGAUGGCUCCUUCUGGCCUCACUUCUCCCUCUACUGUGGUAUUUCACAGUGGACCUGCAGGACCUGGCUCAGAUAUAAUUAGGAAGGGGUGCAGUCAGUUGAUAUACCAGGGGCUGCGAGUGUGUUGGUAUAUCCACUAGUGUUGUCUGGAGGUUGAGCACUUUAGAGAGUGCAGGGAGGUGUGUGUGAGGGAGAUGGUAAGGUGUGUGUGCCUGGAUGUGACUUCAUUUUCUCAAGAUGUGUGUGUUUUUGGUGGUGUUCCUUUAUAUCCUGUUCCCCUACUUAUGACAACUCCAUGGUCUCACAAGCCUCAUCUGUCAUAACUAGCCUUUGAUACCAGAUGCCAAUACCAGUGUGCAAUGUAGGCAUUAUCCUCUGCUGAAAUGCUCCUACAAAAACAACAACAACAACAACAACAAAAAAGUCAAUUUACGAGCGUGCGACCAAAGCAAAUGCCACAUUAGUGAAUUAUGGCUGUGGUCGGUACAGGAAAUGGCCUAGCAGUGAGUCCCUGCUGUGUAUGAGCACUUUGGAGUGAAUCCCACAGAUUCUUAUCAAAUCUACUGGAUACUUGCUGGAUCAGCACAUUUGGCUGUGCAAUUAGAUUCCACCCCGGUCAAACUUGAGAGACUUGUUCUGUCUGUGGUGUGUGUGUGAUACUUAGGGCCAGUUUCAUGGACACAGAUUAAGGCUAGUCUUGGACUAAGAAAUCAUGUUCAAUGGAGUAAUGUUUAUCAUUCUGUCUAUGCAAAUUAUUUAAAGGUUUGACUCCUGGCAUUUUGGAUAAUAUCACACGUUGACCGGGUUUAUAAACUUUAAAGCGCUCAUAGAGCCAACCAGUCAGAAUGAUGAACUUGAACGAUAAAUAUACCAGACUAUGGUUGCAAAGCUAGCGGUAAUUUACCAAAGUAACCGGCAAUCUAUGGUAAUUUAGGUAACUUAUACUUUAAUAGCUUUUAAAAAAUGUGAAAAAUAAAGAGAAUAUUAUUUUAUUUGUGUGUCCAUGAGUUUCUAGUGGAGAAACCAUAUGGGUCAAGAGAAAAUGAGCCUAAUUAAUGAAAAAAGCAUCUGAUAAACAAUGUCAUUAUUUUCAAUUAACUCUGCAACUCUUCCAACUAUUGACUUUUUCACAACUGCCACCAGUUUGGCGCCAAAACAUUUACAACAAAGACAUUGACAUAGUAAAAUAAAGUGUGUAAAUUUUUUUUAUUAUGGAUAUGUCAUGCUGAAACCCUCGUAUUAAACACCAAUGGUAUUCACUAAGUUCAUGGUUUAAAUUUAGGAUGUUUUACAGCUUUGUCAUUCUAUUUGUUAUUUUCAAAUAAUAUUUUUUGAUUAUUUUACAUAUUUAAUAUGUGAUAAGGGUGAGCGAUAAUUAGACACCUGUGAUAAUCUGAAGUACCCAAAAAUGACACUAGAUUUCAUCUGAUAAAUUCUCCCCAAAACAUGAAAGUUACCAAAAUUCUGGUAGUUUACUGGUAAACCUCAAGUUUCCACAAAUAUGCCCUACCUUUGCAACCCUAUACCAGACAAAAUAUCCUUAUUUCAGUUCUAACCCCACUAACUCUGUAUUUUGUCUGUGUUAUCUUUACAGAGUGCUGCUGCAGCCCCCAGUCCAGUGAUGGGGGGGAUGCCCCCUGGAGAGGGGAUGCCCGGUGGACCCAUGCCCCCCGGAUUCUUCCAGGUCAGUCUCCUCCUACUCUCUCACACACACCUCCAUCUACACUCCAUGGCAGUGGUUCUAGGGCUGGGUGAUGUAUAUAAUUAAUUUGAAUGUAUGUUUUUGCACAUUAUUCUAAAUGUCUAUCUCAAUAAUUACUUAACAUUUUUUUUAUGAGAGUUUAUGUCCAAUUGUUCUCGUUGUCUUUUUGGUCUCGUCUCCUUCACUUCUUCUGUGCUGUGUGCACUGACUGUAGGCUGUGUGCACCUUCCCAUUUACACACACACACACACACACACCAAGCCUCUACCCCUGCCAUUCACAACAACAAAGAUGAGAGAUCACUUCGUCCUCUCUGAGAAAUGGUUUCAACCGGCUAUUUGCAGUUGCGGUUUGGUCGAUCAUAUGGACACCGAAACACAGUGAGACAUUAUUUUACUAUAAUAGAGGAGAAGUUAACCUUUAACAAUACCCAUUUUAUGUCUCAACUCCUCAAAUUGCGUGCAGAGCAGACUACUAAAACGGACUAUCGAUGAACAUUGAUUCUGGAAAAUUCAUGCUCAGUUUGUAGUUCCACAUACUGCUAGCAGCAUUUUAAACAGACUGCUAUACCAGAUGUCUAGUCUGUGUUUUAUAAAUGUGCAAUUAAGCAAAAAACGCAAUAACAGUGAUUCCGGGAAGUAUUCAGACCACUUCCUUUUUUCCACAUUUUCUUACGUUAUGGACUUAUUCUAAAAUUGAUUAAAUACAUAAAAAAUCCUCAUCAAUAUACACACAAUACUCCAUAAUGACAGUGAAAACAUGUUUUUAGAUUUUUUUUGCAAAUGUAUAAAAAAAUGUACCUUAUUUACAUAAGUAUUCAGACCCUUUGCUAUGAGACUCGAAAUUGAGCUCAGGUGCAUCCUGUUUCCAUUGAUUAUCCUUGAUAUUUCUACAACUUGAUUGAAGUCCACCUGUGGUAAAUUCAAUUGAUUGGACAUGAUUUGGAAAGGAACACAUGUCUAUAUAAGGUCCCACAGUUGACAGUGCAUGUCAGAGCAAAAACCAAGCCAUGAGGUCAAAGGAAUUGUCCGUAGAGCUCUGAGACAGGAUUGGUUCGAGGCACAGAUCUGGGGAAGGGUACCAAAACAUUUCUGCAGCAUUGAAGGUCCCCAAGAACACAGUGGCCUCCAUAAUUCUUAAAUGGAAGAAGUUUGGAACCACCGAGACUCUUCUUAGAGCUGGCCGCCCGGCCAAACUGAGCAAUCGGGGGAGAAGGGCCUUGGUCAGGAUCAAGAACCUGAUGGUCACUCUGACAGAGCUCCAGAGUUCCUCUGUGGCGAAGGGAGAACCUUCCAGAAGGACAACAAUCUCAGCAGCACUCCACCAAUCAGACCUUUAUGGUAGAGUGCUUGGGUGGAAGCCACUCUUCAGUAAAAGACACAUGACAGCCCGCUUGGAGUUUGCCAAAAGGCACCUAAAGGACUCUCAGACCAUGAGAAACAAGAUUCUCUGGUCUGAUGAAACCAAGAUUGAACUCUUUGGCCUGAAUGCCAAGCGUCACGUCUAGAGGAAACCUGCCACCAUCCCUACAGUGAAGCAUUGUGGGGAUGUAUUUGAGCGGCAGGGACUGGGAGACUAGUCAGGAUCGAGGGAAAGAUGAACGGAGCAAAGUACAGAGAGAUCCUUGAUGAAAACCUGCUCAGGACCUCGGACUGGGGCGACGGUUCACCUUCCAACAGGACCACGACCCGAAGCCAGAAGUGGCUUCGGGACAAGUCUCUGAAUGUCCUUGAGUGGCCCAGCCAGAGCCCGGACUUGAACCUGCUCUAACAUCUCUGGAGAGAUCUGAAAAUGGCUGUGCAGCGACGCUCCCCAUCCAACCUGACAGAGCUUGAGAGUAUCUGCAUAGAAGAAUGGGAGAAACUCUCAAAAUACAGGUGUGCCAAGCUUGCAGCGUCAUACCCAACAAACACUCAAGGCUGUAAUCACUGCCAAAGGUGCUUCAACAGAGUAAAGGGUCUGAGUACUUAUGUAAAUGUAAUAUUUCGGUUUUGUAUUUUUACUAAAUUUGCUAACAUUUCUAAAAACCUGUUUUUGCUUUGUCACUAUGGGGUAUUGUGUGUAGAUUGAUGAGGGGAAAACUAUUUAACCAAUUUUAGAAUAAGACUUUAAUGUAACAAUGUGGAAAAAGUCAAGGGCUCUGAAUACUUCCGAAUGCACUGUAUGUAAUUAAUUGACAACUUGUUCUCAUUCUGAGAAAUAAGGUAGGCCACUUGAUUUCGAUAUUAUAACUAAGUGGACAGGCUAGCAUGCUGUUCAAAUAGUUGGAGACUGACAGGGCAGUGGUGGAAAAAGUACCCAAUUGUCAUACUUGAGUAAAAGUAAAGAUGCCUUCAUAGAAAAUGAGUCACGUAAAAGUUAGUCACCUGGUAAAGUACUACUUGAGUAAAAGUCUAAAAUUAUCUGGUUUUAAAUAUACUUAAGUAUAUUUUUGCAAUUUCAUUUACUGAAGUAUCAAAAGUAAAAGUAUAAAUAAUUUCUAAUUGCUUAUAUUAAGCAAACCAAACGGCACAAUUUUUAAUUCUCUUUACGGAUAGCCAGGGGCACACUCCAACACUCAGACAUAAUUUACAAACGAAGCAUUUGUGUUUAGUGAGUCCGCCAGAUCAGAGGCAGUAGGGAAGACCAGGGAUGUUAUCUUGAUAAGUGCGUGAAUGGAAAACAUUUUAUUUCCUGCAAAACAUUCCAAAUGUAGCCAGUACUUUUGGGUGUCUGGAUAAAUGUAUGAAGUAAAAAGUACAUUAUUUUCUUUAGGAAUGUAGUGAAGUAAAAGUUGUCAAAUAUAAAUAGUAAAGUACAGAUACCCCCCAAAAAACUACUUAAGUAGUAUUUUCACUUAAGUACUUUACACCACUGCAGAAGGGUGUGUUUAAGAAUUUAACUGUUCUACUUUGUUAGCUAGCAAAUUGAUCCAAGUUGGCUAAAUUUUUAAAUAUAAAGAUUAGCUGGCUGAAACAGAAAAAGGCCGUACCCAAACUGGUGCCACAAAGUUGGAAGCACAGAAUAAUCUAGAAUGUCAUUGUAUGCUGUAGCUUUAAAAUGUCCCUUCACUGGAACUAAGGGGCCUAGCCUGAAACAUGAAAAACAGCCCCAGACCAUUAUACCUCCUCCACCAAACUUUACAGUUGGCACUAUGCAUUGGGGCAGGUGGCGUUUUCCUGGCAUCCGCCAAACCCAGAUUAAUCCGUCGGACUGCCAGAUAGUGAAGCGUGAUUCAUCACUCCAGAGAAUGUGUUUCCACUGCUCCAGAGUCCAAUGGCGGCAAGCUUUACACCACUCCAGCCAAUGCUUGGCAUUGCGCAUGGUGAUCUUAGGCUUGUGUGCGGCUGCCCGGCCAUGGAAACCCAUUUCAUGAAGCUCCCGACGAACAGUUCUUGUGCUGACGUUGCUUCCAGAGGCAGUUUGGAACGCAAUAGUGAGUGUUGCAGCCGAGGACAGAUGAUUUUUACGUGCUUCAGCACUCGGCAAUCCCAUUCUCUGAGCUUGUGUGGCCUACCACUUUGCGGCUGAGCCGUUGUUGCUCCUAGACGUUUCCACUUCACAAUAACAGCACUUACAGUUGACCGGGGCAGCUCUAUUGGGGCAGACAUUUUAUGAACUGACUUGUUGGAAAGGUGGCAUCCUAUGACUGUGCCUUGUUGGAAGUCACUGAGUUCUUCAGUAAGGCAAUUCUACUGCCAAUGUUGGUCUAUGGGGAUAGCAUGGCUGUGUGCUCGAUUUUUAUACACCUGUCAGCAAAGGGUGUGGCUGAAAUAGCUGAAUCCACUAAUUUGAAGGGGUGUCCACAUACUUUUGUGUAUAUAUCGUGAAUCGCCCAUCAAUAUUUUUAAAUAGAUGAUUCUUAGGCCAUAUCGCCCAGCCCUAAGUUGUUCCCAACCCUUUCCUUUCCGAGGACCAACAGAUCUCUUUAUCAUGUUAUGGGGGGAAUGUGUGGACCACCUAAAGUACCCUCGUGGACCACAAGUCGUCUCACAAGUUGUAGACCAGUGCUCUGGGCUGAAUCAUAACUAACUUGAGAUCCGCCAACAAGAAAAACUGACUUCAAUUUCUUCUCAACCCCAUUGACGUCAAUAUAGGUUUGAGUUACUGUAUAUGUGUGAUUCUCAAGUAAAGAGUUUAGCCUGUAUGUGCAUGCAUGGACCACACUAUUGCGCAACUGCUCCUCUCGCUGUCAUCUGCUCUGUCUCUCACCUGUUCUACCGCCCUGCUGAUGUGCAUUCCACAUUCAUACCUGUCCACUAAGCUGGGCUUAUCAGGAUGUGUUAAAGCUCUGCAUGUGUCAAUGACGCGCUGCCUCUGCUCUGCUGUGCUCAGUAGGCUGUGUCUCGUCUCUGCUCUGAGCCUGUCUUCAUCACAAAUGACACCCUAUUCCCUACAAAGUGCACUACUUUUGAAUGAGCCCUAUGGGCCCUGGUAAAAAGUAGUGCACUUACUAAAUAGGGUGCCAUGUGGGACGCAUCCUGUGUUUGUAGUGUUGUUGUCUGACUACCCACUCCAGUGUACUGUAGUGAAACAUGGAGGCGCGGUUGGGCCUAACCAUUAAUGGAGAAAUGUAAAGGUGCUGCACCACCUGCCGUAAAUCAAUCUCUCAUGAGAAUAAACUCUUGGCAGGAUUUGACUUCAACAGUCAUGAAGUAUUAUCCUGUAGUGAAAGUCAAAGCAUUCACUUCCGUUUCUUUAAAGGCCCAGUGCUGUCAAAAAUGUGAUUUUCUAUAUAUUUCCACACUGAGGUUGAAGUAAUACUGUGAACAUUAUGAUAAUGCCCUUUCAGUGUAAGAGCUGUCUGAAAAUACUGCCUGAAUUUUCUGCCUGUUUUGGUGGGAUGGCAUUUUGGCCUGCCUGGUGACAUCACCAGGCGGUAAAUUAGUUAAUAGACCAAUAAGAAAGAGUUCCAAACCUCUCUGCCAAUAACAGGUAGUUUUCAGUUUUCCACUCCGACCACUCGCUAGACAGCCCUAGCAAAAUUAUUGUCUGAUAAUUUGUUCUUUGCUAAGAAGCUUUUUUUUUUUAAAUGAAAAUUGUGUAAAAUAAUUAGUAAGGUACUUAAUUGUUACAGAGAAUUGAUAUAAUAUUGAGAUGAAAACAGCUGCAUUGGACCAUUAAGUACAGUGGGGGAAAAAAGUAUUUAGCCAGCCACCAAUUGUGCAAGUUCUCCCACUUAAAAAGAUGAGAGAGGCCUGUAAUUUUCAUCAUAGGUACACGUCAACUAUGACAGACAAAUUGAGAAAAAUAUUCCAGAAAAUCACAUUGUAGGAUUUUUAAUGAAUUUAUUUGCAAAUUAUGGUGGAAAAUAAGUAUUUGGUCACCUACAAACAAGCAAGAUUUCUGGCUCUCACAGACCUGUAACUUCUUCUUUAAGAGGCUCCUCUGUCCUCCACUCGUUACCUGUAUUAAUGACACCUGGUUGAACUUGUUAUCAGUAUAAAAGACACCUGUCCACAACCUCAAACAGUCACACUCCAAACUCCACUAUGGCCAAGACCAAAGAGCUGUCAAAGGACACUAGGAACAAAAUUGUAGACCUGCACCAGGCUGGGAAGACUGAAUAUGCAAUAGGUAAGCAGCUUGGUUUGAAGAAAUCAACUGUGGGAGCAAUUAUUAGGAAAUGGAAGACAUACAAGACCACUGAUAAUCUCCCUCGAUCUGGGGCUCCACGCAAGAUCUCACCCCGUGGGGUCAAAAUUAUCACAAGAACGGUGAGCAAAAAUCCCAGAACCACACGGGGGGACCUAGUGAAUGACCUGCAGAGAGCUGGGACCGAAGUAACAAAGCCUACCAUCAGUAACACACUACGCCACCAGGGACUCAAAUACUGCAGUGCCAGACGUGUCCCUCUGCUUAAGCCAGUACAUGUCCAGGCCCGUCUGAAGUUUGCUAGAGUGCAUUUGGAUGAUCCAGAAGAGGAUUGGGAGAAUGUCAUAUGGUCAGAUGAAACCAAAAUAUAACUUUUUGGUAGAAACUCAACUUGUCGUGUUUGGAGGACAAAGAAUGCUGAGUUGCAUCCAAAGAACACCAUACCUACUGUGAAGCAUGGGUGUGGAAACAUCAUGCUUUGGGGCUGUUUUUCUGUAAAGGGACCAGGACGACUGAUCCGUGUAAAGGAAAGAAUGAAUGGGGCCAUGUAUCGUGAGAUUUUGAGUGAAAACCUCCUUCCAUCAGCAAGGGCAUUGAAGAUGAAACGUGGCUGGGUCUUUCAGCAUGACAAUGAUCCCAAACACACGCCCGGGCAACGAAGGACUGGCUUCGUAAGAAGCAUUUCAAGGUCCUGGAGUGGCCUCGCCAGUCUCCAGAUCUCAACCCCAUAGAAAAUCUUUGGAGGGAGUUGAAAGUCUGUGUUGCCCAGCGACAGCCCCAAAACAUCACUGCUCUAGAGGAGAUCUGCAUGGAGGAAUGGGCCAAAAUACCAGCAACAGUGUGUGAAAACCUUGUGAAGACUUACAGAAAACGUUUGACCUGUGUCAUUGCCAACAAAGGGUAUAUAACAAAGUAUUGAGAAACUUUUGUUAUUGACCAAAUACUUAUUUUCCACCAUAAUUUGCAAAUACAUUCAUAAAAAAUCAUACAAUGUGAUUUUCUGGAUUUUUUUUUCUCAUUUUGUCUUUCAUAGUUGACGUGUACCUAUGAUGAAAAUUGCAGGACUCUCUCAUCUUUUUAAGUGGGAUAACUUGCACAAUUGGUGACUGACUAAAUACUUUUUUUCCCCACUGUAUAUACUGCUAGGUAUGUUGUGUAUAGUAUAUGAUUAGUCAAAGCAGUUGAAAAGCAGAGAAGCAAUUCUAUGUAGCCCAACUUGCUGUAUGCAUGGUGUGGUUGAGAGCCAAAGACACACACCAGCGUUUCCCCUAUAUACUGCUAAAUCAUUGCCGCCACUCACAAAAGAUAUGAUAAAUAUAUACAGUGCAUGUUUUUAGAUACAGUGGGGGAAAAAAAGUAUUUAGUCAGCCACCAAUUGUGCAAGUUCUCCCACUUAAAAAGAUGAGAGGCCUGUAAUUUUCAUCAUAGGUACACGUCAACUAUGACAGACAAAAUGAGGAAAAAAAAAUCAAGAAAAUCAUAUUGUAGGAUUGCAAAUUAUGGUGGAAAAUAAGUAUUUGGUCAAUAACAAAAGUUUCUCAAUACUUUGUUAUAUAAUUUGCAAAUAAAUUCAUUAAAAAUCCUACAAUGUGAUUUUCUGGAUUUUUUUCUCUCUAUUUGUCUGUCAUAGUUGACGUGUACCUAUGAUGAAAAUUACAGGCCUCUCUCAUCUUUUUAAGUGGGAGAACUUGCACAAUUGGUGGCUGACUAAAUACUUUUUUUCCCCACUGUAUGUUUGCUAAUUUAUUGAAAAUGAAAUGCAGAAAUAUCUCAUUUACAUCAGUAAUCACAACCCUUAGUCAAUACUUUGUAGAAGCACCAUUGGCAGCAAUUACAGCUGUGAGUCUUUCUGGGUAAGUCUCUAAGAGCUUUCCACACCUGGAUUGUGCAAGAUUUGCCCGUUAAUUAUUUUCAAAAUUCUUCAAGCUCUGUCAAAUUGAUUGUUGACCAUUGCUAGUAGGACUUUCCCCAACAAAAAAAAUAUAAUCUUGGUCGACCGAGAGUCGCAAUUGCUAACUAGCAUUAACACAAUGACUGGCAGUCUAUGGGCACAGCUAGCAUGCUAAUGCUAGUUAGCUAUUGCGCUAAUGCUAGUUAGCAACUUCCUUCAAACGGCAUGCAGACAUAAAAUUGGUAUCCAUGAGUUCAACUGGCUCGGGGUAAGUAGAAAUGCGGCUUAAUUGCCAAAAACUCACUAUCCCUUUAAGAUAAGUGACAAGUUAUACCUUAUUGUUUGUAGCGAGCAGUGGCACGAAUGAGAGCCACAAGCGCACAGCCACCGCUUGCUCCUCAUCUCCCUACAGUGCAGUGGUGCGCAUCAGUUAUAUUCAGAUGGUGUCAACAUGUUCAUGCAUUUAGGAGUAGCAUGUAUUUUUAAAGUCACCAGAAGUGACCUCAGUCGUUGUAUAAAACAAAUCCCAAGGGGCAUGCGCAGCAAAGAAACCCCGCCCCUCCGCUACCUUUGCCACUGCUGCUGAAAGACGUCCUAGGGGAAACGCUGCACGCACACACACGGACAGCUCUCUCUUCAUCAUUUGAAUAUGCGAGUGGUGUUAAUUAGGCAACCCUGUCAUCAGCAGCAUUAGCUCCACAGUGACAGUGUUUGGGGGCAGCUGCUGUAAAGCAGGGCUUAAUUGAUUCUGUGGUAAUUGGCAGAAAGGGUAAAUUGCCAGUGAUCACAAGCUGGAUGCUGGCUGCGGUUCUGACUGGCAGACAUCCGAGCACAUCCUCUCUCUCUCUCUCUCUCUCUACCCCCCCCCCCCUUCUCUCUUCUUGCACCCCUCUCUUGUUUCACACUCUCUUUCUGCUGUGCCUGGAAGGAGAGAAUGAUCAACGGAUACACCCAACCCUCUUUCCUAAGCACAGCUUUUUGCAUUUGCACACCACCCUCUUGCACUCUCCUCCGCUCAGUAAACCUCCUUUCUCUGCCUCCCUCCCUCCCACCGUCUGUCUGUCACUUUCUCUCUGUGAUGCCACAGGGUCCACCUGGUCCCCAGGGCUCUCCUCACCCCCAGCCUCCUCCCCCUAACAGUAUGAUGGGACCCCACAGCCAGGUACCGCUGCUCUCUCUGGGGUGUGUCCCAAAUGAUAUCCUAUUUCCUAAAUAGUGCAAUACUUUUGACCUGGGCCCUGGUCAAAAGUAGUGCACUAUCUAGGAAAUAGGGUGUCAUUUGGGACGAGGCCGCUCUCUGUUGGCGCUCUGUUUCUUUAUAUGCUUUCAUAUUGGGAAGACUAUGGUCAUUUCACCCCACCCAUGCCUCCUUGAUGCUAUGUCUGUCUGUACGCUCUAUGUCCUUCGGCUUGAUGCUUUUGGCAGCAGCGCAGAAUCACACUUGUUUUAAAAUAUGUUAUCGGAAACUAUAUCAUUAAGCCUCAUUUAUACCCUACGCAAGAAUGCAAUUAGCUCUGCAAAAUGGCCGUUCUGCAUACUCAUAGCAUAUUUGUAACACCAUACAACUACGCAGGAUCGCAAUUUUGUGUAGCUAGUUGUGUUGCGUAUUUGCAUAAGGUAUAAACUAGGCUAUUAUAGAUGUUCUAUUGAAAGUAAAACGUAUGCCUCCGAAAAUAAGUGAGGAAAAAUGCAUGGUUGUUCAGUGUAAUUAUUGUAAAGGAAACACUAAUAAAUGUAAGUGAAUUGUUGCGUUUAGUCUUUCAUGAACCCACGCUUCGCUGGAGGCCCGCGAGGUCCCCCUAUCAGGAUGGGCAAUCAGGUAAACAAACUACUGUACCCAUAAUUCUGCACCACCAAUACAGUACUACCAUCAGUUUAAGAAAGUUUCUGUUUGAUAACAUGUCUUGUCAUCAUAUUCAAAGUUCAUUUGACGUUUGUUCACCCCUCCGUCUUCUUCCUUGUAGCCUCCUGGCGGUGGCCCUGGCCCUCAUCCCAUGCUCCAAAACAUGGACCACACACGACCACAAGGCCACCCUAACUUGGGACCGAUGCAGAGAAUGAGUGGCCCUCGAGGCAUGGGCCCUAUGGGGCCAGGACCCCAGGUAGGCCACACUACUGAUAUAUAUUUUUCAGCAGUUUGCUUCUAGUCUUUCACAGACUAGCCCACUAGUUUUUGAGACUCUGCCUGUCCAACAUCACCCUUCCAGUCUGUCUCCUUGGAUUCCAAGUUGUUGAUUACUCUUUAGAGACCCUCCCCACUAACCAUCUCUUUCUAACCCCCACCCCCCUCUCCUCUGGUUCUGUCUGGUUAUGGUAAUCUGACCCUUGGUUGUCAUUGCAGAACUUUGGUGGUGGGAUGCGGCCACCACACAACUCCAUGGGCCCUGGGAUGCCAGGAGUGAACAUGUGAGCCUUCUCUCUAUCUUAUACAUGAUAGAUCACCAGUGUGUGUGUGUGUGUGUUGAUAUCUAACAGGGGUUUCUUUCACUGUAUUGCAGGGGCCCAGGUGCUGGACGACCAUGGCCCAAUCCGAACAAUGGCAACUCUGUGAGUCCAGUUUCCACUGUAGACACACACACUACACACCAUGAUGUUAUCGGCUCAGAUUGCAGCAGUCUGUGUCUGUCCUCUCUCAGUAAGAGCUCUGGAGGCCCAAUGCAUUACGAAGUUCCCCAGUUCUGGAUGUAAUUGUAGUAUUAUGUAUCCCAGGCUACAUCCUAAAUUAUACCAUAUUCCCUUUCUAGCGCACUACUUUUGACCAGGGCCCUUUUGACUCUGUUCAAAAGUAGUGCACUAUAUAGAGAAUAGGGUGCCACUUGGGACACAACCCCAUAGAUACCGAUGAUGAUGAUGAUAGGACGAUGCUAAAACGAUGAAUGAUGUUUUGAGAGGUGAAUACAUAGAUGAGAUUCCCUGUUCCUGGGCAGUAAUGUUUCUGUUGUGAUUUAUUCAGAUGCCUUACUCCUCACCUUCUCCUGGAGCGUACGGGGUAAGGACACUCUGAUUUCUCUCACUCACACACUCAAACUGGCCAUUACAGCAGUGUUUAUAUUUCACCCAUUUGAAGCCACUAUUGUAAUAUUGUCUUUCAAUACUCUUAAUUGAUUGUAUUGGUGUAGGUAGAAUCUGUCCUGAUACAGAUACAUUGCUGGUAUUGUGAUUUUACUGUUGAAUUUGAGUAGUUGUGUUCUCCUGCCACUCUAAAGGGGGGGUCUGGAGGAGGGGGACCCCCUGGAACACCCAUUAUGCCCAGCCCUGCUGGUAAGUACCUUAAGUCCUCACAGAGGAACAGGAAUGCAUGUCAAAAUGUUUUGGCAAAUAACCGUAGUCUUCAAUGACUGUUUGCCAUCUUGGCUGUUCUCAUUACCUAAGGUACACUAGUCUAUUGAUUAUCAUCAUAAUAAUCUAGAUUGAUUGUGUAUGAACCACUUCAGACUCUAACAACUCUGGCGACAACCUCUACACUAUGAUCAACACUGGACCUGGCAACCGAUCAAAUGUGAGUCUCCUUCUCGUACCAGCCCUCUCCUCACAUCUGUCGUUGUAGUCAUGUUUCUUCAUCGCCAGAUGUUUCUUCUAAUCAUAUCUUACAAGAUUUCUAGUCCUCAAUAAUGAAACGGACUGCAUCCCAAAUAGCACCCUAUACCCUACAUAGUGCACUACUUUUGACCAGAGCCUUAGGGGGCUCUGGUAAAAAGUGGUGCAUUAUGUAGGGAAUAUGGUGCCAUUUGGGAUGCACCCUGUUUCUCCCUGGCCCAGUCUCGUUUGAUAGUGGUGCCUGUCCUGUUGACAUGUUUACUAAGGCAGUGCUUGUGUCUCCUAUGUUGCAGUUCCCUAUGGGCCCUGGCUCUGAUGGACCUCUGGGCGCCAUGGCAGGCAUGGAACCACACCACAUGAAUGGAUCGCUAAGUAACACUCUACUCUGCCACUGUUACAACACAACAUGGAGACUCCUCUCUGGAGCUUCAAAUCAAAAUUUGGGGUUGCGUUCAGUGAAUAACAGUAUUGAUUAGUGUAUGACUGGCUGGGAAUAGUUGCAGACUCAGUCAAUCUGAACGUAGGCUACCUCAAUGGUACACACCCAAAUGGCACCCUAUUCCUUAUGUAGUGCAUUGCUUUUGACCAUGGCCCAAAGGGUUCUGGUAAAAAUUAGUGCACUAUAUAGGGAAUAGGGUGUCAUAUGGGACAUACACAGUGUAAUAGACCAACCAGUAAUGUGAAGCAAGGAGACAUUUUCAGCAGAGGUGCCAGGCUUUCGCUUAAUCUGGCCAAAGAUGUGAGGAAUGCUUCCACUGGGCACCUUUUGCAUUAUCAGUUCAAGUUAGAAUAGAAAGUUUUAAUUUUGGACUGUAAAUUGUUUGCUCUCUUUCUUAGGCUCUGGUGACAUGGAUGGACUCAACAAGGUGAAUAUUAUAACAUGACUAUACAUCUAGAUUCCUAUCAAAACAUGACAAAUCAUUUUGACUUACUUAAUCAAAAUUAAGCAAUACAUUUGUUUGCAUCUACUACUUAUUGUUUAGCCUGGUCCCAGAUCUGUUUGUGCUCUUGCCAACUCCAUUGCUGUCAAUGUCAAGAGUGACCAUGAGUGGGCAUGAUGGCACAACAGACUGGCACUGAGGUUACUUGUACUUGCCUAUUUACUUACUUUCUUUCCUGCCCCAUCGUAGAACUCCCCAAACAAUCUAAGUGGCAUUAGCAACCCUCCUGGAACCCCAAGGGAUGGCGACGAGUUGGGUGGGAACUUCCUGCACUCCUUUCAGAGUGAGAAUGUAAGUCCCCUACCCCACCAUGCAUCUCCUAUGGACCGUGUUCAUUAGGGCAUGCAAUAGAAAAUGUUUUAAAAAUGAAAAUGAGGCCAGGUUGUCCCCUGAAUUUUUUUUUUCUGUCUGAUUUUGUUCCAUUUGAUGCCUAAUGAACAUGACCAAGCUGAGGUCACUGUUGCCGGUAAUGAAGCUUUGAAGAAGCCUAUAUGUAGGGCUUGUAGGGCAGUAUUGACUCCACAGUAAUGCUACAGUGACCGCAUCAUUGACUCUACAGUGGCGGUGUAGUGUGGAGGCACUGGGCGGUUGCCAAGUAACCGUUUUGGCUAGAGUGAGGAAGUGCAUUUUAAUAUCUACGGUUGCAGUAUGUGCUCUAUUGUUUUGUAGGUGUGUCAGGCCAUUCUAAUAGGGUUUCCUGAUUUUAACUCUUUGCCGUCUGUACCCCUCAGCAGUACUCCCCUACCAUGACGAUGAGUGUGUGACAUCCCCCUCCAUCUGCCAUCACUCAGAAGAUCUGAGCUCAUAACAGGACAUGGCCAAAACACAUCAGCACAGAACCAGGGACAGGGUGCCAUUUUGGUUCCACACAAUUCCAGAAUGCUGAUAUACAAAUUUUCAAAAUUGCUGGUGACUUCUGCUCCUCCUCGUUCCAAAUGAAGGACAGUUCUUCAUUAAUCACCACCCCAAGUGUGACGAAACCAGCUACUGAAACUACUGCAUACAUGACACGUGCUUUCAUUAUUGCUUUGUAGUGCAAGAUGUGCAGAACACGUUUCAGCUGUUGCCACCUAAAACACUGAAGUGUGCAUUGUGAGCUAGGAGAAAUGUAUCAAUUUAUAUUUUGUUUUCAUAUUUCAGGUCCUGCAUUCAGCCACAUGUAGUAUGUCAGAAAACUAGUCCGAUAACAUGGGGAGUCCAUGUUAACAUGGGGAGUCCGAAUCUGCCUGUAACUCUGACCACUCCAUUGAAUGACUUUGUCCCGAUGUACUAGCCCCCACUAUUUUGCCACAUUUUAAAGGGGAAGUGGGGUGAUCGAAUUGGGCCUUAGUAAAAAUAGGGUCUUUAACAGUUUUGAAGUGCUCAGUGUUUUUUUUUAAAUGUCGGAUGCGAUGCGUUGACAGUUGCAUCGAUAGGGAAUGUGUUUUGUGGGUUUUGUUGAGGAGAGCAAUCUUAUUCUGCACUGGUUUUAUGUUGCUUUUUAUUUAAACAGUCUGACUGCUGUUCUUGUUCUGUCAAGGAGGAACGCAAACUUGGGCUAAACCAUGUGUGUGGACACAACAGGGGUGCAUGACUGAGAUCUGUGUACAACAUACUACCUAGCGCUGCUCCAGUCCACAUGUGGUGUGUUUAACCUCUUCCUUGCCUGUGCUUAACUCUGCCCUUUUUCUCGCCAUCAUUGUAGCCGUCUCUGUUUUCCUACUGUUCCAUCACGGUGACGAUGAAAGAGUUAAACCCAUUGUAACCUGAGAUGCAGAUUGAUAGUUAAUUGUUGUUUUUUUCCAGGUAUUUUUUUUGUUAGUUCUUUUUGCCCCUCCUUGCAGUUUUAAAAAAUAUUUUGAUACAAAUUUGACUACGUAUAUUGGCCCAGUUAUUUUGAGAUUAGUCAAAGCUUUGUAAACCAAUUCUAGUAUCAUAAACUUAGCGUCAGUCUUGUAAAUGUGAAAACGUUUAUUUCAUUUUCUGUGAAUAUUAAGCAUUAUGUUGCUGGUAUAUUUUUAUUUUUUUCAAAUUGGGGAAAGAGUGCU
This is a messenger RNA of Coregonus sp. 'balchen', 22974 nucleotides long. The record is from the annotation of a GenBank genome assembly. NCBI's taxonomy places the organism in Eukaryota, Metazoa, Chordata, Actinopteri, Salmoniformes, Salmonidae.